This is a messenger RNA of Camelus dromedarius (Arabian camel), 5614 nucleotides long. It is a transcript of the gene AREL1, whose product is annotated as apoptosis resistant E3 ubiquitin protein ligase 1. NCBI's taxonomy places the organism in Eukaryota, Metazoa, Chordata, Mammalia, Artiodactyla, Camelidae. Gene Ontology annotation, molecular function: ubiquitin protein ligase activity. The transcript has 21 exons. The record is from RefSeq and is a predicted model, not a curated record. Gene Ontology annotation, cellular component: cytoplasm. Bases 663 to 3134 code for a protein of 823 amino acids. Gene Ontology annotation, biological process: protein polyubiquitination; negative regulation of apoptotic process.
CGGAAAAGCCCCAAGCCGGUUUCCAGCCCUGGCCAGGAUCUGUACCGGGGUCUCUCGGUCGGGGGGUCGAGGGCAGGUUUUCUGCUGGUGCUGCCCUUGCCUGUCUGGGCAGCAGAGCUGGGACUUCGCUGCGCUGCACACCCCUGCUCAGUCUUGAAGAGGAAGAAUUGCUCAAGGUAUUCGACCCACAGUUUGAACACAUAAUUGGGCUUGGACUUCAUUCCAUUCACUAAUUGGUCUAACUUACUAAUGGUAAGAUCCUGAGACAGAACGCAUGCAUCCUUUGGCAGCUGAUUGUGCCCUGCACUAGAGAGGUCCAGAGAUGAUAUAUUUUGGGAUUGUAUUUCUCCACCCUGGAAUUCAUCCAGUUCAUUCCAGAAACAUUGACCCUUUGCUUCUGUGACACACCCUCACUGAAGGUCUGAUGGACAGACACUUUCUGUUGACCUUGCAGCUAUUUUCUUUCAUGUGGAAGCUGGAAGACAAAGUGGAUGUGGCCAAAAGUUACCGCUUUGGUGAUUAGGAGCAUUCUUCUUGGUUCUCAGAACAUGGGCCCUCGUUUAAAGAUGGCAGUAAGGAAGAGCUGGAGGAAAAACUGAACAAGUUUUCUUUUGCAGCUGCAGCUGUGAUCCUCGGCUGUCUGUUGGCAUUGAAGGGACCUGAUGUUUUACGUUAUUGGUGGCAUCACAGUGUCUGUGGUUGCAUUCUUCUUCACAAUUAAGUUCCUCUUUGAGCUUGCCGCACGUGUAGUCAGCUUCCUCCAGAAUGAGGACCGUGAACGCCGAGGGGACCGGACUAUUUAUGACUAUGUGCGGGGAAAUUACCUGGAUCCUCGCUCUUGCAAAGUCUCCUGGGAUUGGAAGGACCCCUAUGAGGUGGGCCACAGCAUGGCCUUCCGAGUGCAUUUAUUCUAUAAGAAUGGGCAACCUUUCCCUGCACAUCGGCCUGUGGGACUAAGAGUUCACAUCUCUCAUGUUGAGCUAGCAGUGGAAAUUCCAGUGACCCAGGAAGUCCUCCAGGAACCCAGUUCCAACGUCGUCAAGGUGGCCUUCACUGUGCGCAGGGCUGGGCGGUACGAAAUCUCAGUGAAGCUUGGUGGAUUAAAUGUAGCCUACAGUCCCUACUAUAAGAUUUUUCAGCCUGGAAUGGUGGUUCCUUCUAAGACCAAAAUUGUGUGCCAUUUUUCCACUCUUUUGUUGACCUGUGGGCAGCCGCACACUCUUCAAAUAGUGCCCCGAGAUGAGUAUGACAACCCUACCAACAAUUCCGCGUCCUUGAGAGAUGAGCACAAUUACAGUCUGUCCAUUCAUGAGCUCGGGCCUCAAGAAGAAGAGAGCACUGGUGUCUCAUUUGAGAAGUCAGUGACAUCCAACAGGCAGACCUGCCAGGUGUUCUUGCGGCUCACCCUGCAUUCCAGGGGCUGCUUCCAUGCCUGCAUUUCAUACCAAAACCAGCCAAUCAGUAAUGGCGAAUUUGACAUCAUAGUCCUAAGUGAGAAUGAGAGGAAUAUUGUUGAACGCAAUGUGUCCACCUCAGGAGUCAGCAUUUACUUUGAAGCUUAUCUGUAUAAUGCUGCCAACUGUACCAGCACUCCGUGGCACCUCCCGCCCAUGCACAUGAGCUCUGCCCAGCGCCGGCCUUCCACGGCUGUGGAGGAGGAAGAGGAAGAUUCGCCGUCUGAGUGUCACACCCCGGAGAAGGUGAAGAAACCGAAGAAGGUGUACUGCUAUGUGUCACCAAAGCAAUUCUCAGUGAAGGAGUUCUACCUGAAAAUCAUUCCCUGGCGCCUUUAUACCUUCCGAGUGUGCCCAGGAACAAAAUUUUCAUACCUCGGCCCUGACCCUGUCCAUAAGCUCCUCACAUUGGUGGUGGAUGAUGGCAUUCAACCUCCUGUGGAGCUCAGCUGUAAGGAAAGGAACAUCCUCGCAGCCACGUUCAUCCGCUCACUUCAUAAGAACAUAGGAGGCUCCGAGACCUUUCAGGACAAGGUGAACUUUUUCCAGCGAGAACUUCGGCAGGUACAUAUGAAAAGACCACAUUCCAAAGUCACCCUGAAGGUCAGCAGACAUGCCUUGUUGGAAUCGUCUUUGAAAGCCACUCGGAAUUUCUCCAUCUCAGAUUGGAGCAAGAACUUUGAAGUGGUUUUUCAGGAUGAAGAAGCUCUGGACUGGGGAGGGCCUCGCCGGGAAUGGUUUGAGCUAAUCUGCAAAGCAUUGUUUGAUACCACCAAUCAGCUCUUCACCCGAUUCAGUGACACCAACCAAGCAUUAGUGCAUCCCAACCCUAAUCGCCCCGCUCAUCUGCGCCUAAAGAUGUAUGAGUUUGCAGGGCGACUGGUGGGCAAGUGUCUGUAUGAGUCCUCUCUAGGAGGAGCCUACAAGCAGUUGGUCCGAGCUCGCUUCACUCGCUCUUUUUUGGCCCAAAUCAUAGGACUGCGUAUGCAUUACAAGUACUUUGAAACAGAUGACCCAGAAUUCUACAAAUCUAAAGUUUGUUUCAUCCUCAACAAUGACAUGAGUGAGAUGGAGCUGGUCUUUGCAGAAGAGAAAUAUAACAAAUCAGGUCAAUUGGAUAAGGUUGUAGAACUUAUGACAGGUGGAGCUCAAACCCCAGUCACCAAUGCCAAUAAAAUCUUCUAUUUAAAUUUGCUGGCCCAAUACCGGUUGGCCAGUCAAGUGAAAGAGGAGGUGGAACAUUUCCUAAAAGGCCUGAAUGAGUUGGUCCCUGAGAACCUUUUGGCUAUUUUUGAUGAGAAUGAGCUUGAGUUGCUGAUGUGUGGGACUGGGGACAUCAAUGUAUCUGACUUCAAAGCCCAUGCAGUGGUUGUUGGUGGCUCAUGGCAUUUCAGAGAAAAGGUCAUGAGAUGGUUUUGGACCGUGGUUUCCAGUUUAACACAGGAGGAGUUGGCUCGUCUGCUUCAGUUCACAACAGGCUCCUCUCAGCUACCACCUGGAGGCUUUGCUGCCCUCUGUCCCUCAUUCCAGAUUAUUGCCGCUCCAACCCAUAGCACACUACCAACUGCACACACGUGUUUCAACCAGCUGUGCCUCCCUACAUAUGACUCAUAUGAAGAAGUGCACAGGAUGCUGCAGCUGGCCAUCAGCGAGGGCUGCGAGGGCUUUGGCAUGCUCUGACCACUCUCCUGCCGUCCACUUGGCACCCGUGCUUUCUGGAGCAUCCAGGUGCACGUAACACACAUAACCACUGACCCUCACAUACACAUAACCAUCAGCCAGAAGCUGCUGCAUGCUCCCCAGUGUCUGGAGUAUUUGGUCGCCUACAGGCCUUGUCCUUCCCUCGCCCCCCUUCCUUCCCGUCUCCCCUACAGGCCACUUUGGCAGGUACGUAAUCUGAGCUGCUCACUCAGUUCCAAGAAAAGGGCCAUGCUGCUGUAAUUUCCAUUGGUUCCUAGAAGAUCUCAGUAGCGGGAGCUGCCUCAGUAGCUGAGGGAGAUUUCUUGGAGAGCUGGUAUUGCUCAGCGUAGCUCAGCCUCCUCUGCUGAUGCUCCUUAAACCUCCCUUCUGUGGCCCUACCUACUUGACCUGAAGUCAGCAAGUCCUUCUUGUGGGCAGGGUGAUUGCUGCUUCUCGCCAAAAGCAGCCCAGAUAGGAAGUAGCCCAUGUGAGCAGUCUUCAGUUUUGUCCCUCUGCACUGGACUUGUGCGCAGGCUGUGGCACUGGACUACCUCUCAUAGUGACUGAUAGCACAAAAGGAUCUUUUUUUUUUUUUUGAGGUGUCAGAACUGGAAAAGGAGCUUUCCUUGCAAGCAUUUCUAGAAAUGAUCAUUAAUCCAUCAAGAAGAAAUCUCUAAUAAGCUUUUUCUUGAAUAUGAGCCAGUGAGACAAACAGACAGACCUAAGAAUGUGAAAGAUAGCUGGGCUGUUGCCUCCAGUGCUGAAUGUGAUUCUCCUUUAGGGUUAUGGGGCAUGCCUAGGCACGUGGCUGGCUUGAAGACUACUGAUGCUUGUCCCUGAGUUUGUUCUUUUUACUGAGGCGUGGCUGGGCCUGGCCACUUACCUCCAAGUUAUGCAACCUGCUAAGAGCCGGGGAUUCUUUAGAUUUCUACCGAAGAAAAUUUUGGAGCAAGUGAUUAAGACAGUAAGAUAACAUGCUACUGAUGCCUGCUUCUCUCUCUGCGUGGUGUUCUUGGACAGCCCCAAGGCAAGGGAAAAGGAAUCAGUAAUUUAAUUGCUGAUCACAGGUCCUUAGGGUCAGGAUGCUGGGAACACAUAGAGGAGAUAUGUCAGACGAUAACACCUAGUUAUCCCAGUCACUUCUUGUCACUCCAUCAGUUACCAGGAAGGGGAACUAAGGAGGGAGGAAGAUAGAUUAGAUUCACUGUUACAUGAUGAUUGAAGAGAACUUGCAGCUGUUUCUUGGAAGAUGACGACAACCUUUUUCGUGAUUUGAAUGAAAACAUUUUCAAGACUCAAAAUUUCAUCGAGUUCCCAAGUUUCUGUUUUUAAGAAGGCUUUGCUGCAAGCUACCAUUCCCAGUGGGGCAUUCGACUCUAAGAAUAUUACAAGCCAUCUUUAUUGCCAAAACCAGCAAGUACAAAGAGUCCAGAGAUGAGGCGGGACUUGCAGCAAUGCCUUGGCCUCCUGGAAGCACGUCUGAGCCCUCCUGUUCCCAGGGAUCAUGAGGAACAUGCCUUCUGAGCUGCUACACUUCCUGCCUGACCUCACUCCUUUGCAGUUGUCAUUUGUCCUUCUUGGCAUGGAUGCUGACCUCACUCAUCCUUGGGGUCUAGGAUCUAGCAUCAGGGCCUCUAUACCCCAGGGUCCUCCAUGCCACAUGGUCACUGCUCUCCUCAGGGACCAGGACAAGGUGCUGCUGCCUGCCCCAGUGUUUUCCCACGGGAUAUGUACAGGCAGGUUUCAUCGUCCUCUUGGGAAACAUGAUGCUGCCCCUCGGGCCCAUAGAGGGAUUUCCAGCUGCAGGCACGUGGGCUGGUUCUGCUGUCUUUGGCCAUUGUUCCUCUUCUGGAUUCUGCAUUCUCCCCUCCAGAGACUGAUGCUGGAGCUUAAGUUGAUUUUCUUGGCUAGGUCUGUCAUUUUAAGCUCUAGUUACAGCACUUUUCAGAGCAUCCUGGGUACCAUUGCAGCACAGCUGCGUCCUGUGGUGGUUCUUAGCCCUAGGAUCUUUGUUUAACAAAAAAACCCUUUGGUACUGUUGUGGUUUUCUAUUCUUCUAGUUUACUCUCUCCUAAUUCUGUUGAAAAGUAUCUUUGCUCUUUUGACCUUUUUCUUUGACCUUUUUUCCUAAUCCUGCUUUGGAACUAGCCACUGUGGGGAAAGGUACAACAUGUCGGAGAGAAGGAAGAGUGUCUGUUACUUCUUGAGCAAUUUUCUAUUCACGUUUCUUAUUUUGUCCAGUUCUUUUAUUUAUGCCCUUGUGGCCCAGAUACUUGGGGGGCCAGCUAACCUCCUGGCCUUUGAGUGUCUUUGAAGGAGACCAGGCACCAAGUGAACACCAAGGAGAAUGUCAGCGCGUUUCUAGAACUUCAGCAGAGACCAAGCCCUGCUGCAAAUUUGUCAGGCCAGGCAAACAGGCCAGACAGUUGCAGUGGUAGUGUAAAAAUUUUGUACAGUAAAUAAAUGAAUGUUUAAAAGGA